This is a messenger RNA of Miscanthus lutarioriparius, 507 nucleotides long. The record is from the annotation of a GenBank genome assembly. NCBI's taxonomy places the organism in Eukaryota, Viridiplantae, Streptophyta, Magnoliopsida, Poales, Poaceae.
AUGAGGAUCCGGAAGCGCCCCCCUGCCAGGGCAGCAUCGCCGGGACCGCCGCCGCCUCCCCUGUCGCUGCAGCAACCCAUGGAGAAACCACGGGAGGAGGAGGACAAGGAGGCAGAGGAGGAGGAGAAGCGGGCGAUCCUCGCCGCCGGAGUCCGAGACGACGACCGGGUCCGCCCCACCGCCGCCGCGCCUGCCUCUGGGAACAGGAACAUGAACAUGAACAGCAGCGCAACGGACGACGUGCCCAAGACGGAGCCGCAGGACGCCGCCGCCACCAGGUGCAGCCGGAACGACGGGAAGCGGUGGCGCUGCAAGAAGGCGGCCGUGCCGGGGUACCUGUUCUGCGACCGCCAUAUCGCGUGGUCCACACGCAAGCGCAAACCCAGAGCCAAGGAGCCCAAGAGUCACGGCAGCGGCGUCCUGGAGCCCACCACCACUAUCCCCAAGAAGUUCGCAGAGGAGCACGGCGAGACGCAGCGCAACGCCGGGUUCUUCGGUGGCUUCUAG